Molecule: messenger RNA, 1984 nt
Organism: Halichondria panicea
Lineage: Eukaryota; Metazoa; Porifera; Demospongiae; Suberitida; Halichondriidae
Product: E3 ubiquitin-protein ligase CHFR-like
Exons: 13
Coding region: 41-1813 (590 amino acids)
Biological process (GO): mitotic cell cycle checkpoint signaling; protein ubiquitination; ubiquitin-dependent protein catabolic process
Cellular component (GO): nucleus
Molecular function (GO): protein binding; ubiquitin-protein transferase activity
Source: RefSeq, a predicted model, not a curated record
GUUAAAACUGUCACGCCCACCUAUGUUUUCAGAGUGAGCAAUGUCUUCUCUGCUCGAGCUGGAUGAUCCCUGGGGGCUGCUGGUAGGAGUGGAAGGCGAGGAGGGUGAUCUCAUUCCACUGGUGGGGGAGCAGUUCUCCAUAGGGAGGGGAAAAAAUGCUGAUCUUGUGAUUGCGGACAAUCGUUUCGUGUCCACUUCCCACUGUGUGCUGGUACGAGGCGAGGGAGGAUGGGCCAGCUUACGGGACACCUCCUCCAACGGAACUCUGCUCAAUGGCACAAAACUGGAGAAGAACACCGAUGUUAAGUUAGCAUCUGAUGACAUCAUCAAGAUUGUCAGUCGUAAAGACAAUCCAGAGUUUAAUGUGUCGUUCAAGUUCAGCUACACAACCCCACCAGCUGAAGAACUUGAUUCCACCCUUUCAUACGAAGACACAGAUCAUGUGACUGACGACGAACAGCCAACCUUGGAAUACAGUCCCUCGGACAUGGCCGAUGGAGGAAGGAGCUCUGAGGGUGAUGAGGAUGUGAAGAAAGUAAAAGAAGAGGGGCCUAAAAAGUUUGCUGGAAAGAAACAUGAACUUGGUAGUUCCGAGGAUGCCCCUGAGUCUAAGAGAGCAGCGUGUGAGGAGGUUACAAAGGAGGAGUCACACGACCAGACCGAGGAGGAAACUAAACCACCCCCGCUGAAGAAGGAAGACUCUAUUGCUGAGACUCUGACCUGUCAGAUCUGCCAGGAGAUUCUGCACGACUGUGUCAGCCUCCAGCCGUGCAUGCACUCGUACUGUGGUGGCUGCUACUCUGAGUGGAUGGGUGCUUCCGAUAAUUGCCCAGCCUGCCGGGACCGUGUCGAGCGUAUCAGCAAGAACCACAUCGUGAACAACCUGGUGGAUGCGUACCUCAGAUCUAACCCAGACAAGAAGAGACCAGAGGAAGACUUGAAGGAACUGGACGAGAAGAACAAGAUCACUAAAGACAUGCUCUACCCCAAGAAAAAGCAUAGUCACUAUGACGAUGAUGGCCAUUACGAUGACGAUUCUAGCUCUGAUUCUAGCUCUACUGACUCAGAGGAGGACCACCCUCCAACAUAUCUCACCCCCCACACAUUUGGCCACACCCACCCCCUACCCUCAUUCCCUUUUGGCUCAACUCCUGCUCCUUUCAUGCUGUGUCGUCAGUGUCCGAGCCACGUCCCCUCCACACCCUCACACCCCACACACCCCACACCACCGCCCUUCAUCUGCACGACAAGCACCAUCCACGUUCUCUGUCUUUGUUGCCUCCAGCCCAUGCCUGAUCGCAGGAGUGACACAGACAUGAGUAUCCCACCACAGAAAUGUGAUAUUUGCAGUCAGGCGUACUGUCACAUGUACUGGGGUUGCAGAAAGUCAGGUUGCCGGGGAUGUCUCAAUCUGUUCAAAGACAUGGAUUUCCCGGACAGUAUCCUGAGCGGUGUAUUAAACAACGGCAACGCGUACGAGUCUAGAGUACUGAAGGAGUACAUGGAGGGGAAGUCCCUAUCAAUUAAAGAUGUGCUCACUUCCUGUUGCGGGAAGUUAGAGAGUGGAGAGUACACGUGCAGCGACUCCAGGACAGCUCGUAUGUCCUCCUCCACUAGGUCCUGUUUCAAGUGUGCCCUUAAAAAUUUCAAGGACUUAGUGUACCUGUAUCGCAGGGACAUUCCUGACAGGGAGUUGCCAGCUGCUGUGACCAGUCGUCCGGACUGCUAUUGGGGCAAGAACUGCAGGACUCAAGUCAACAAGCCUCAUCAUGCCGAGAGGUACAGUCAUAUCUGUGACCAAACAAGACAUUAAUUAGUACUACGUAGUAUGCUGGCUGUCAAGACUGUUGUAGACAAUGAGUUAUGUUUUCACAGUGGAUUGUAUUUCAAUUCUAGAACGUUAUUCUGAUGAAGACAUGCAUGUAUAUAUAAUUAUUAUACGUACUGUUACAAAACGUUAUAAUUAUGAAGGGUUUAUUGGGAA